This is a messenger RNA of Mastomys coucha (southern multimammate mouse), 1804 nucleotides long. It is a transcript of the gene Inpp1, whose product is annotated as inositol polyphosphate-1-phosphatase. Gene Ontology annotation, biological process: phosphatidylinositol phosphate biosynthetic process. The coding region runs from base 135 to 1325 and encodes 396 amino acids. The transcript has 6 exons. Gene Ontology annotation, molecular function: inositol-1,4-bisphosphate 1-phosphatase activity. NCBI's taxonomy places the organism in Eukaryota, Metazoa, Chordata, Mammalia, Rodentia, Muridae. The record is from RefSeq and is a predicted model, not a curated record.
UCCCUUCCUCCUCUCUCGCCCCUCCUCCGCCUCUUCCGUUUCUCCGGGAAAGGCUGUAUUCUCCUUCGGGGCUCCGCAUCCUCGCUUAGCUGAGAGCCAGAGGGUAGGUGAGGCUGAGAAGCCAGGCUUUAGAAAUGUCAGACAUCCUCCUGGAACUGCUCCGCGUCUCGGAGAAGGCUGCUAACAUUGCCAGGGCGUGCCGGCAGCAGGAGGCCCUCUUCCAGCUGCUCAUUGAGGAGAAGAAAGGUGCAGAGAAGAACAAGAAGUUUGCUGCAGAUUUCAAGACCCUGGCGGAUGUGCUGGUGCAGGAAGUUAUAAAACAGAACAUGGAGAACAAGUUUCCAGGCUUGGGGAAAAAAAUUUUUGGAGAAGAAUCCAAUGAGUUUACAAAUGAUUUGGGGGAAAAGAUCACGGUGGAACUGCAGGCCACAGAGGAGGGAACAGCAGAGCUUCUCGGCAGAGUCCUUAAUGGCAACAUGCUAGCGUCUGAAGCACUGGCCAAGGUGGUCCAUGAGGAUGUGGACGUCACUGACCCCACUCUGGAGUCCCUGGAGAUCAGCAUCCCACAGGAGAUUCUUGGGAUUUGGGUGGAUCCCAUAGAUUCAACCUAUCAGUAUAUUAAAGGUUCUGCCAAUGUUAAAUCCAACCAAGGCGUUUUCCCCAGCGGACUUCAGUGCGUGACCAUUUUAAUUGGCGUCUAUGAUCUUCAGACAGGCCUGCCCCUGAUGGGAGUCAUCAAUCAGCCUUUUGUGUCCCAAAACCUAACUACUUUAAGGUGGAAGGGACAGUGCUACUGGGGCCUUUCUUACAUGGGGACCAACAUCCAUUCCCUGCAGUUCGCCGUCUCUAAAAGCGACAGUGAAACCCAGACUGAAAACUCCAACAGGGAGUUCUCCAGCCCCUUUUCUGCUGUCAUCAGUACCAGCGAAAAGGACACCAUCAAAGCUGCUCUAUCGCGCGUGUGCGGAGGUAGCGUCUUCCCCGCGGCAGGGGCUGGCUACAAGAGCCUCUGUGUAAUCCAGGGCUUGGCUGACAUUUACAUCUUCUCAGAGGACACCACGUACAAGUGGGACUCCUGUGCCGCUCACGCCAUUCUGAGGGCCAUGGGUGGGGGCAUUGUAGACAUGAAAGAGUGCUUAGAGAGAAGUCCAGACACCGGGUUGGAUUUGCCACAGCUGCUGUAUCACAUGGAAAAUAAAGGUGCUUCUGGGGUGGAUCUCUGGGCCAACAAGGGAGGGCUGAUAGCAUACAGGUCCAGGAAUCGGCUGGAUACCUUCCUGAGCCGCUUCAUCCAAAACCUCGGGCCUCUAAAGACUCAAACGUAGGACUCUGAUCUCAGGGCCCUUAAGCCGAACUGAAUCUUUUCCUGUUAUGUCUAUCUCUUGAAGAUAGUUUUGUCCCAAUACACCUUCCUGUUUUGAGGAACAUUUUCCCAUUAUGUGUUCAUAACGUGAAUUUCAGUAAGUUAAUGGCAUUUGUGUGUCACAGUUAAAUUGGUAUAUAAUAUUGUUAUAUAAACAUUGUCCUGUUAAUGUUGCUUGGAACCCUUCAAUAAAAUAUCAAGGGUGGAGCAAAAAUGUACAGUUCCAGUAGAAUGACUAAAUCCCCAGCCAUUGGGGAUCCAGGCAGAGUUGGCGUGGGUAUCUAUGGGUUUAGCCUGAGGCAGAAGAUUUAGAACUGUGAAUUUGAAUGUUAUAGCUAAGUUUAUGUACUUUUAAUAUUUGUGUGUCUUAUAAAAAAAAAGAAGGCUGAACACUGAGGGUUUCCACUCACUGAAGCAGUGUGGGAAUUAGAAAUCAGGAAA